UUUUUUUUUUACUUUCAUUAGUACUUAUAUAGAAAAAGAAAAGGCUAUGAAACUCAACAGUCUAUUCCUUAUCUCCAGUUUAUUUAUAUUUCAUACAGCUCAAGCUGGUAUCUUCAGUCAUCACGCUGCCAAAGAUGACACCACCGAUACUAUCAAGUCUAAUGAAAACGACAGCAAAGGUGUAGUUGACAAAAAGAUGGAUUAUAAACUAUCUUUUAAGAUCCCUUAUUAUUACAACAAUAAUAUUCCUUUUUGGUCAACAGGAGGAGAUGUAAUCGGGGCACAUGAUAGAAUACGACUUUCACCUUCAGUCCCUGGAACCAAAGGUUGGAUAUGGAGUGACUUACCUAAUGAAUAUGAAGAAUGGAUGGUGGAUAUGACUUUUAUUAUCACAGGAAACCAAGUUCAUGGUGGACGUGGGAUGGCUCUUUGGUAUACAAAAGACAAGUUACCUGAAGGUCCUAUUUUUGGUGCAAAAGAUCAAUGGGAUGGUCUCAGUAUUUGGUUUGAUUCAGCCAAUCCAAAGACCCACUCACCUACAAUCAUGGCAUUCUUGAACGAUGGAAAAUUUGCCUUUGCUUCUGCUGGUGUGGAUCCUACAAAACGCGCUCUUGCCUCAUGUCCUAUGGAUUAUCGCAAUGCUCAAGCUCCCGUUAGAAUGCGACUUUCUUAUAAAGAUCAUACAUUGACAUUGCUUCUGGAUACAACUUCUCAUGGUAUGAAUUAUCGUCCUUGUUUCCAAUAUUCUGGUAUUACUCUUCCCACUGGUUACCAUUUCGGUCUAUCGGCUGCUUCUCACAAUCCUGCUGAUGAUCAUGAUAUUAUCUCAUUCGAAACGUACCAACUAAAUCCUCCUGCGAAACUACAACAUGAUAAGCGACCUUUGGAAGAAGAAAUCAUCCAAAAAGGCAAUGCUUUCCGAGAACUUUCUGAAGAACAAAAAAAGAAAAUUGAAGAAGCUGAAUUCGAAGUCAAGCGUUUACGGGAACAAAAUGAAGGCAAUGUGAUGUCAGAAACAACAGCCACUAUGGGUCUUCUUUUUGAUACAGAACGUCGCAUAUUGGAAACAUUACAAAUCAGUCAACUUCAAUUAGAAGCUUUGGGUGCACCUACGCCUGAACAGGUACUUAGUGGGGACUUUGUACAAAAGCCAGUUGGAGGAAAUGUGAAUGAAAGAAAUCAAGCUGCUAGGUAUGAUUUUGGAAAAAGGAGAUAGAAAAAGAUCUUUGUCUAACAACUUCCAAUCAAAAUAGUGGCCUAUCAGUGGAUCAUUUAAGAACAGAAAGCAAGCUCAUUCUUCAACGUUUGGAACAACAAUCAAAUCAAUAUGAACAACGUUUGAAAGGAUUACAAGAUACCAUGUCCAGAAUGGAAUCAAUGAU
This is a messenger RNA of Halteromyces radiatus, 1382 nucleotides long. RefSeq names its product legume-like lectin family-domain-containing protein. The transcript is spliced from 9 exons. Gene Ontology annotation, biological process: Golgi organization; endoplasmic reticulum organization; endoplasmic reticulum to Golgi vesicle-mediated transport. Gene Ontology annotation, cellular component: endoplasmic reticulum-Golgi intermediate compartment; COPII-coated ER to Golgi transport vesicle; endoplasmic reticulum membrane. The coding region runs from base 47 to 1216 and encodes 389 amino acids. Gene Ontology annotation, molecular function: D-mannose binding. The record is from RefSeq and is a predicted model, not a curated record. NCBI's taxonomy places the organism in Eukaryota, Fungi, Mucoromycota, Mucoromycetes, Mucorales, Cunninghamellaceae.